This is a messenger RNA of Physella acuta, 4783 nucleotides long. RefSeq lists its product as uncharacterized. NCBI's taxonomy places the organism in Eukaryota, Metazoa, Mollusca, Gastropoda, Physidae. The record is from RefSeq and is a predicted model, not a curated record.
UACAAUAGUCUAAGUAACACUUUAUGCUCAUUCAUUAACCUUUCUCAAAAAAGGUUUGCUAUUUGGGAUUAAUAGAAUCCAUGGUUUGAUUCUUGGAUGCAGAGAAGAAUUUAGGCCGCAUUUGUGCACAAGGCCGCCUUUGCAGGGUUCGCUCCGCGUUACGCUUAAUCUUUACCCUAGGUGGCACGCGAUCUAAAAAAAAACAUAUCAGGACUGCCCGAUAUUUUGUUUUUCGUGGUAAGAAUUUAAUGUUGACAUAGAGUCUAGAUCUAGAUCGAGUUGAAGCGUAUUUACAUUAUUUCAACACCUAAGAGUCUAGUACUUGUAAAAAAAACAGUACAGUGUAGUGUCAAUCAGUGGGUCAGAUUAUAGUCCUAGAUCUAGCAGCAAUCUAGAUCUAGCUAAAUCAAACUGUCCUUUAACCUUUAGGCCUAGCUAUCUAGCAUGCGUGAUAGUAGAUCUAAGUCUAUAUUAUUUUUACACUAUGUGAACUUAAAAAAAAUAUUUCAAUUUGCUUGAGGGGUGAGGAAGAGAGAAGUGAAGACAGCAAUCUCGUGAACUUGUGUUCAUUCUAUGAACAUUUAGGUCUGCUGAGCUCACAGUGACCUCGCCGACUGUGGGCUGUGGUGGGAUUUUCCACUCACGGGAUAGUAAACGUAAGGCAAGCAAGCAAUGACGACAGUGACGAUGUUUGAAAAUUUUAUUUAAAAAAAAAAAACUAAUCAUAGUCUACAUCAUAUUUUUAAUAUGAAAAAAAAAAAUGUAAAAAAAAAAACUAGUGCCAGCCGAGCUAACCCCGGAUUUGAACUCGGAACUCCGGGUCUAUGAACUAGUCUACAGCUGGCACACUGUUGACUCAAACACCGGAUGUGAGAGUUAUGCAAAAAGUAUUAAAGGUUAGGUAUGGCUGACAUUAUAUCGAGUGAUUUGAAACAGAGCCUAGUGCUGCGCCUACCCCCCUUAUUGAAAAAGAUUUUGGUUCGGUGGAAAAAUGCACUGAAUCAUGAGAGUUGGGUCUUAGAAAAAAUGAUGGAAUUGUUUUGUAAAUUUAUAGCUCCUAACAAGCUACUGAUUGAAGAAGUGGAUUUUGUUGGGUUUCUUCAAGGCUUUUAUCAAGAGAUGAAUCUAAUAGACUACCCUGAUUUUGUGAUGAAUAAUGUGUCCCUAAUGGCUAGCCAGAUGAUUCUAUCUACUCACAACCUAGGGGUAGCUGGAGAUAUUGCAUUUCAAGUCAUUAGAAGCCCCUUGUACUACAUGAUGGUCAACAGAGGCCAUAGAGUAGAUGUAACAUUUAACAUUUACCUCAAAUUUUUAAAAUCAAACUCAGCCAUUUCCCAUUUGGAAAGUGUUGAUUUUGACACUGAUGCAUCAGUUGCCUAUGCAUUGGUCAGUCCACAUAACUACACAAGGAAAUCAGCUGCACAUUAUCUUACUGCCCUGGUUCAACUCAGUUUUCAAGAAACUUCCACUCCGCUCAGGAGCCAAGUCAAGAAGAAAUUGAAACGGCAAAUCAUUGACCUCAUCCUCAAGUUGACCACUACAUUGAGUCAGCAGUUGAUUGAGAGAAAUAUGUAUGAAAUGGCAGUCUACAACAACUUUUUCCACCUUCUCAGUCUAUGUGCAGCUGCAUGUCCAGAGUUUUGUCAAACGUUCUCCUCGACAGAUCUCUUUGACAGAGUCAAUAUUUGCCUGAAAGUGCUGGCUCCACAUGUUCAAGACAGCACAAAUUUCUUGGCCUCUACUGCAGAAGUACUCCUCAGGCUGUGCCAUUAUGGGUCAGAAUUGAUGAAAGCACCAAGACUGGGGUUACUGAAGGAAACGCUUGUCUCUUUAGCCCAGAUGGAGAACCUGGUCUCUGACCUUGUCAUUUUUGCUGGCAAGAUACUUGAUGAAUGUAGUUGUGAAGCUGCUGACUUUAUCUGGGAGCUUUCACUUCUUCCUUUAUUUUGUUUACUGGACACAGCACCUUUAGCAAUUGUUCAAAACUGUCCUUUAGUUUUGGCAAGGACGCAAUCUAUUUUUAGAUCCAAUAAAAGAGAUCAGAUAUCAACUCUGCUAAAGCUUGGCAUUGAUAAUUUGCUGAACUCAGUGCAGGUGAAAGGCACUACCAAUGCAGCCUGUGUUGAGUACUUGAAGCUGAAAACACUUGAUUGUCCGCCCUUGCUCAAACAGUCUCUGCUCUGUAACGGACUUGUGUCUUCUGAUCACUGUCUGACUUAUUUAGUCCAGCUCUUCAAGAAACACAAGAAAGGACCUGGAGAUGAAGAGAGUCUACAUCAACUACAUGUCUAUCUUCAAUAUCUUCAAGCCUGCUUAAACAUGCCAGGUCUUGUUUGCCCUCAGCUGACAAUCCUUCUCAAGUCCUAUGUGUCACUUGUAACACACAGCAAUCAUUUGACUACUGGACAUCUACAAGAUCUUUGCAAUCUUUUACAACUCAAGAUGUUUGACAUAGAUAGCAAUAUUCAAGAGCUAGCAGUAGAAAUUGUUACAGAACUAUUUUUAUCUGAGGCUGAAUGUGUGAGGUUGGCAGUAGAGCAAUCUGGCCUUCUCUUCUCACUCUGGCAGUGUCUAGAAAGUCUGGUCACCUCAGUACUGACAGCUCUUCUAAACAUUGUCAAUAAAUGUUGUCUUGGACACUUCUUAUCAUCAAUUAAUUUAACUCAGGAAACAAUGGCAUUGAAAGUUGGAGAGUUAUUGUUAGCAAGACAUUGUUGGGAUGACAUGAAAAGUCUGGCAUUUAAGUUGCUAGCAAAACUCUGUCCAGUCCAUCUAGUUAACUAUGCUAGGCUAUGUCUGCUAGAGUCCACUUCAUCCUUCUCAUUAGCAGUGGUAGAGUACAUCAAGCUGCAAGUGCAGGAGACACUGUCAGAUGGGCAGGUGCAGGUGACAGCUGGGCAGGCGACAGCUGGGCAGGUGACAGCUGGGCAGGUGACAGCUGGGCAGAUGACAGCUGGGCAGGUGCAGGAGACAGCUGGGCAGGAGACAGCUGGGCAGGUGCAGGAGACAGCUGGGCAGGAGACAGCUGGGCAGGUUGACCAGAUGAAAAGUUUGCUGAUUCUGGGCUGGGCUGAUCUGUUACUGGCCCUGGCCAAUAGCCAGAAUGUUUGCUGCUUGAGGGAAUCUGUUCAAGUCAUAGAAUCCAUUCUCACAUUUAUGGAGGACAAAAGAGUCAAUGAGAUGAUUGCUAAGCAAGUAGAAAUGUUUUGUUCCUCCAAGCCUAGAAAGUUAAAGAGAUGUAAUCUUGGCCAGUAUUUCAGUGAAAUGUGUCAGUGUAUCUUGGCUGUGUACGGCCAUCCAGCACACCCUGACAGCACAGCUAAGAGAAUCCAAAGAGACAUUGAGAUGAAUCAAGUUGCUAUUUCUUUAAUGCAGACUGUGGUCAAUGAAAACUUGGCUGAGUGGAAGCAAGUGUCUUGUCCAGCAUUAGAAAAAGAUGAGUUUCUAGAUUGUACCAAGGAACUUCACCCAUGGGUUCUAAACCAGGAAGCUCUAACCUCUCAGAAGCUGAUCCAGGAAUUUGUCUCUCCAGAAUAUUUCAAGACUCCUGCAAUAGAACUGAUGGCAUGGUUUGUCUUUAGAGCUGUAUUUCAAGCUCUCAACCCAGGCACCCUUAGAGCGGAGGCCAUGCGAAGUACAGAUGAAUAUGUUAGAACACCACUUAUGGUGCUGGAAGAUUUGCAGCAAGUCUUAGAUACAGCUUUUCAACAUUCUAAGCAAGAAUUGGAAACAGAAAUGUGCCAAUUUUUUGUGGUACAGUUUUCCUUCUUUUUAUCCUGCUCAGUAAAUGACUUGGCUGGCUCAGUAAAUGACUUGGCUGGCUCAGUAAAUGACUUGGCUGGCUCAGUAAAUGACUUGCUAAAGCUGACAGGUUGUAUGAGCACAAUCUUCUGGGUGUUGGAUGAUUCUAGCAACUUUAUUGAUUUUCUUUUGACGGAGAGAAAGAAUGUAUUUGCUGAGCCAUCUGAGACUGGGGCCUCUUGUUUCCUUGACAACUACCUGGAUCAGCUGAAAUUACUCCGAGAGUUUGGAAUAAGCGUUCUCUUCAAGAAGUCCUCACCCCCUCUAGGGCUGGCACAUUACUUGCAUUUGUUCAAACAGGAAAAAAACAAGCAAAAUGAAACUAGCAGGCUGGCGGGUGUUGAGUUGUUGAGCCAGCUAAAACUGAGUUUUCAAACUUGUGACUGGAACAUUGCUGAAUCUAGACUCACUGUCUAUCUCCAGCAUCUAGAGCCCAGUGAGUUAUCUGUUCUUGCUCAAGUCAUGGCCUCAGGUCAUGUUGGAGCAGAAAGUCUGGCUAGAGCUUUGGCUCGUGUCAAAAGCCAGGAUCCAAAUGUCUGGUUUGAGGCAGUGUUGAAUUAUUUCCUGACCCUGGGGAAAGUGCUGCUUGUCAACUGGCUGACAAGUGAGGAGAAAACAAGGGAAGCAACCAAAUCAUGCAUUCUCUUGUCAUUUCAAGAGUUUGAGGAAUCUCUUACACCAGCUGAUGACUAUGACAGCCAUGAUGAUCCUGCUGCUUUAGAUUGUUUUUAAAUUGCUCUGUACUUUUAAGGUGUACACCUUAUAAGUUCAUGUAAACUCAGCAGAAAAAACUUUCGUCUGUGUAGCUCAAAUGUCACUUAUCACUUCAUUUUUUUCUAUAAUAAGAAGCUCUUGUAUACUAAAUAGCUUCAUACCAUUCAAAAGUACAUUUUAAACCCUCUAAUUUCUGCGUUCAUAUUAUUUUUUAUAUUAAACAAUAUCUCAUUUUUAAAUUGAAAACUAUGUUUAAGAUGAUUUUUAG